Neolamprologus brichardi is the source of this 1959-nucleotide messenger RNA. The record is from RefSeq and is a predicted model, not a curated record. Lineage: Eukaryota; Metazoa; Chordata; Actinopteri; Cichliformes; Cichlidae.
UGGAUCUGACAGUUGCACAUAGCGGAACGUUUAUCGCAUCUAGGCUCAGACAAACGGCAGGAGCCCUCCGGUUUUUUAUAUCCGAUACGGUUCAACUGAAAACGGGAUUUCUUAUUUUAAAACGACUCAAGUUGUUGUCAUAUUUUUUCUACCGUUUGCAAAUGCUUCAAGGGUUCACCUUUGAGUGCCGCUCUGCCAUGAUGUACGGUUUGGCUCGCUAACGUUAGCCGGGGAGCUAGCAUCCACAGUUCGGAGAAAGUAACGGAGUACGCGUUUCUUCGGCUACUUGGGAGUCGUCAGAGGGAAUUAAAACAUGGAGAAAAUGAAAGAGCUAUGCCACUGCCUCCAGGACCCUCACCUUGUCGCCCGCUUUCAGAACAUUUGCGGGGUACGGGGCACGUUUACGACCACCGGCAGCAGCAAGGUAGCGGACCGGGCUCACUCGCACAACAACGGCGCUUGUCAUCAUCGCGUCGCCGGAGAGGAUGACCGUGAAAACUUGUCCAAUGUAGGAGCUGGGGAAGGAGAGAAAAUGCAAACGGCGUCAGCGAAGCGUCGGAGAAGGAUGGCGGACUCUAACGUUGCAAAUAAUUUUAAAGAUGAAGGUGAAACCCUGUCACAGAACGGGACAGCGGUGUCUGCGGCGACCGCCGGGGGAGAGAGGGUUGGUGUGGGCAGAAGCCUCGCGGGACCGGGCGUCCGCAGCGGGUCCGCGCAAGAUUUAUCCCGGGCAGCCGAUUGUGAGGAGAGCCAGGUCGGAGGAGUCUUGGGUCCCCCAAGGAGCAGCAAGGUAAAGCCACUCCGCAAGAAUUCUCUAACGGGCGACGACGGGCAGGAGUUCCUGAUCGACAACCGCCUCUUGUACUAUCUCUUCACUUUCGGAACCGAGCUGGGAAACGAGACUUUCUACAUCACUUUCUUCCCAUUCAUAACGUGGAACGUGGACGCCUUCGUCAGCAGGCGACUGAUCAUGGUGUGGGUCUGGGUCAUGUACCUGGGACAGUGUACCAAGGAUGUGCUCGGCUGGUCCCGACCGGCCUCACCGCCUGUGGUCAAAGUGGAGGUGUUUUACAACUCCGAGUACAGCAUGCCGUCCACGCACGCCAUGUCCGGCACAGCCAUCCCCUUCGCCCUGUACUUCAUGACCUACGGCCGUUGGGAGUACCCAUCCCCACUGGGAUUCAUCUUGGCUCUCUGCUGGUGUCUGCUGGUUUGUUCCAGCCGAAUCUACAUGGGAAUGCAUUCGGUGCUGGACGUCAUCGCUGGGUUUCUGUACAGCAUCCUCAUCCUGUGUUUCUUCCUGCCGAUACUGGACCUGAUCGAUGGCUUCAAUUUGACCUGCCGCUACGCUCCAAUCAUCAUCAUCUCCCUCCACGCGGGUCUGGGCCUCUUCUCCUUCACCCUGGACACCUGGAGCACCUCUCGUGGUGACACCGCUCAGAUCCUGGGCACUGGUGCCGGCAUUGCCUUGGCUUCCCAUGUCAACUACCACCUGGGCCUGAUGCCCGACUUGACACCAGACCAGCUUCCCCUCAGCAUGCCCGCACUUAGCCCCAGCCUGGUGGCUGUUGUAAUGUUGCGGCUCGUUGUGGGAGUGCUGGUGCUGUUGGCCACGCGGGCGCUGAUGAAGGCCAUCACCAUCCCACUGGUGUGCAGAGCGUUCAGAGUGCCCACUGAUGACCUGAGGAAGGCCCGGCAGCACAUGGAGGUGGAGCUGCCUUACCGCUACAUCGUCUACGGGACAGUGGGCUUCAACGUGAUCUUCCUGGUCCCGCUGCUCUUCAGCUACAUGCAGCUCUCCUGAUUGGAUGUUACUUGAGUGUGUGGCCAGUCAAAGUGAAGUAAAAACCUAAAUGCUGUCAUCAGAUCAGUUUUGCUGCUUGUUUUCAUCCACAGCCUAAUCCCUAGCUGGGGUUUGGGACUGAUGAAGGUACAUUAAAGCCUAAUUGCUGAUCUGGA